This is a messenger RNA of Rubroshorea leprosula, 3801 nucleotides long. NCBI's taxonomy places the organism in Eukaryota, Viridiplantae, Streptophyta, Magnoliopsida, Malvales, Dipterocarpaceae. The record is from the annotation of a GenBank genome assembly.
AUCCCUUUUUUCCUCACAAUUCACAGAAAUGGCGGAAGUGGAGGGUUUGAGAUUCGACUCGUCAAUCAAACGGGUUAUUUUGAGUAAAAAGGGCUGCUGGUUCGCAUCAAAGGUAAGGUGUUGCUUUCUCUGUGAUGUGGCUAUUUAGAUAUCCAAGCAGAAAGGUUCUGAAGCUCAAAUAGCAGAACCAAAAGGUUUUUAAUUUAAGGAGCUCCUGCUCAUAAAUUAAAGGUCAAGUCUUGUUUUCUAUUGCAUGGAUGCUUCCAAGAGAGGAAACUAAAAUUUCCAAAGUUGAUUAAUUCAAAUCUGUCUUAAUUAACUUGUGUUUUCUAGCUUGAGAGAUACCAGAGCAGGUUUUGGAUUUAAGGGGCUCCUGCUUAUAAGUAAAAUCAAAGGUCAGUCUUCUCUUCUCUGUUGCAUUCUCAAUAACUUUAAUAGGAUGCUUCCAGGAAACAAGAUUUCCAAAGUUGGUUAAUUGACUUGGGUUUCCACGAGGGACAAGAGUAGGGUCCCUUCAUCUUAUCUAUGCACUCCUGGUUUUACUACAUAUGCAAACUUCAAUUGGAUCCAAUUCAACAACAACUGAUGAUGGAGUUAAGUGCAUAGAGAGCGAAAGACAAGCUCUUCUUGCAUUUAAGCAAGGCCUGGUUGAUGAACAUGGGAGGCUUUCAUCAUGGGGCAGUGAAGAAGAGAAAAAGAAUUGCUGUGAAUGGGAAGGAGUUCAAUGUAGCAACAAAACUGGGCACAUCACUAUGCUUAAUCUAACCACAUAUUCGUAUGACCGUCAUUUUAUCUUAAGAGUGGAUCUCUUCCUAGUCAGCUUGCAAAAUGCAAACCUUGCAAGUCUACAGUACCUUGAUCUUGGCUAUAACAAUUUCAACAGUGUCAAAAAUCUUGAGUGGCUCUCUCGUCUUUUUCACUUGCAAUACCUUGGUCUGAGUGAUAUCGACCUUAGUAAGGUCAACAAGGAUGGGCUGCAAGUAAUUAAUAAGCUCCAUCAUCUAACUAACCUGUCUCUAUAUAGAUGUAACCUUCGAGAUGUCAUUCCCCAGUAUUUCCCCAUAAUUAAUACUUCUAGUACUCCUCUUAUUCAACUUGGUCUAGGAAGCAACAAUUUGACUACUUCUGCAUUCCUGUGGUUGUUCAACUUUAGCAACAGCCUUGUUAGUCUCGACUUGAGUUCUAAUCAAUUUCGAGGUCCAAUUCCAGAAACUUUUGGUCACAUGACUCCUCUGGAAGAGUUAUAUCUCAAUGAUAAUCAGUUUGAGGGGGAGAUUCCAAAAUCCUUUUGGAGUGGUAACUUGUCAUCAUUGCGAUACUUGUUGCUUUCAAAAAAUAAACUGAGUGGUAAUAUACCCAAAAGUAUCGGAUUGCUGUCAAAGCUUGAGGCCUUAUCUAUUUCUUUCAAUUCUUUUAAUGGGGUGAUCACUGAGGAACACUUCUCAACACUAUCUAAUUUAUGGGGGUUAGACUUAUCUUCUAAUCAUCUGAGCAUCAACUUUAGCUGUGACUGGAUUCCUCCAUUCCAGUUGAAAUACAUUCUUUUAGGGUCUUGCAAGUUGGGACCUGAUUUUCCAAGCUGGUUACAGACCCAAAGGAGCUAUAAAUAUCUUAAUAUUUCUGCAACUGGAAUUUCAGAUAGCAUCCCUAUCUGGUUUGGUAACUUACCUUCUACAGCACGAGGUUUAGAUCUUUCUUCCAACCAAAUCAGGGGAAUUCUUCCAGAUUUCUCAAGGAAUUUUUCAUCUGAUUCUUAUGACCUAGGGAUAGAUACAAGUGGAAAUCAUUUGGAGGGUCCAUUGCCAUCAUUUCCUGGUAAUACCACGCACAUAAACCUCUCAAAAAAUAGUUUUAAUGGGUCAAUUUCUUCCCUCUGUGCCAUGACUGAUAUGUCCCUUGAGUUCCUAGAUCUUUCAAGGAAUCAACUAUUUGGAGAGCUUCCUGAUUGUAUGAUGCGUUGGUCAAGCCUACGGAUUCUAAAUUUGGCUAACAAUCAUUUCUUUGGAAAAAUUCCGAGCUUUGUGGGAUCUCUCACAUUGAUUGAAACGUUUGAUUUGCAAAACAACAGCCUCUCUGGGAAAAUUCCUGGCUCUUUAAGGAACUGCAGUAAAUUGCAAUUUCUGGGUUUGAGUAAUAAUAGAUUGUCUGGAAUAAUACCAAGUUGGAUUGGAGAAAGGUUAAAUUCACUAAAUUUCCUUCUUCUAAAAUCCAAUUAUUUUAUUGGAGAAAUCCCUUUGGAAACAUGUCAGUUGACAAAUAUUCUGUUGUUGGACCUCUCUAACAAUAGUCUCUCUGGACACAUACCACGAUGCAUUGGUAAUUUGACUGCCUUGGCCAGAAAAGACAUUGCAGCCCGAGGUCAUUUCUUUAACUAUUCUCAUGUUAGUUCUACCUAUGGGAGCUAUGCUGACAAAGCAUCUGUUAUAUGGAAAGGAAUAGAGUAUCAUUAUGAAAAUCUCACACUUCAGAGGACAAUUGAUCUUUCAAGCAACAACUUAACAGGAGAAAUUCCAGUCCAAAUUUCGAGUCUUUUUGAAAUGCAUCAAUUGAAUUUAUCAAGAAACCAUUUGAUUGGAAGAAUUCCACCAGAUAUAGGGCAGAUAAGACAGUUGGAAUCGCUUGAUCUUUCACACAACAGGCUUUCAGGCCGGCUUCCUCUAAGCAUGUCCCAAUUAUAUUCUCUCAGUAAGCUGGACUUAUCGUAUAACAACUUUUCUGGGAGAAUUCCAACCAGCACUCAAAUGGACACCUUUAAUGCUUCUGCAUUCGCUGGUAAUCCUACACUUUGUGGACCGCCUCUAACACCAUCAUGCCCAGGUGAUGAAAAAUUGAUAGAUGAUGGUGUCAAAUACAAUCAACAAGACAAAGAUGAAUUCUGGAAAGCGUUUCAACCUAGUAUGAAACUCGGAAUGGCUUUUGGCUUUUUGGGAGUUCUGGCUCUCAAGAUAGAUCAUCCCUGGAAACAUGUUUGUCUCUUGCUGUCCAACUACAUGAAGAAAACUGGCCCAUCUUCUUCUUCGAUUACUGCAUCACCAUCACUCUCUACUCUUCCAAACUCUUUCUCAGACUUGGCAAUGACGGAUUCAAAAUCUCCGUCGACAGCAACGAAGCAUCAUUCACCGACGAAAGCAGAAGCCAAGGCAAUCUCUUUACUGUACGCCACAGGGAGAACGAUGGUGUUUGCUUAUGGCGUCACAUUUGCUUUUGUUGUUUGUACGGCUUUCUUGGUGCCAAACCCAUCUUCCAGUUCCUCUCCUUGGAUAAAAAACUUCCUCAAGUCGUCGUCUUCCAGUUCCCGGUUUUCCUCUCUUUUCUUUUCUUUUGUUUCUAAUUCUUCCCAAACCGAUGGCAACCCACUUCCUUUCACUCCGCCACCGGCCGCCGCUUUCCGGGUUUCUUGGGAAAGCAGCGGAUUUAGUGACAAAAAUGGGUCUUUGUCCAGUGAUGGAGAAAGUGGAGUGUCGGAGGAUGUUCGGGUAUUCAAUCAAACGGCUACUUUACUUUCACUCCGACUGUUUCUUUCUCUCAGCUUCAAGCCUGCUCGUUCCGUUAGCAUUCGCCGGAUCCUGGCUUCCAUCUCUGACUUACCUCAGGGGAGCGAGCCAUCUCCGUCAGCCAGAGGUGCGAGGUCGCCCUUGCCACAAGAAUAUCCCAUAUUUGAGGAAAAUGAAUCUUAAUUUUCUGUGUUCUUUCUUAUAUAGUUUGAGAAAACAACACUUUUUUUCUUUUGAGUGUUGUAAAAGUACAAGAUGGUGUGUAUGUACCUAUGUAGAAUGAUAUAUAUAAAAACAUGAACAAUUA